Blepharisma stoltei is the source of this 390-nucleotide messenger RNA. The record is from the annotation of a GenBank genome assembly. Lineage: Eukaryota; Ciliophora; Heterotrichea; Heterotrichida; Blepharismidae.
AUGGUAGAUGUAGAAUGGGUAAAUUACUAUUGUCAAGCAUUCCAAAAUGCUAUAAACCAGGGAAACGUAGAAGAAGCUUAUCAGAUGGCCCAAAUAUUAAUAGAUAAUGAGGUUAAGAUUCAAGUAGCUCUAAAUUUAUCUUUGCCUCCACCUAUCCCUGUUAUUCCAUCUACCCCUAAUUAUAAUCAAAAACCAGCCCAUAAUCAAGCUCCAAAAGGGCCGAUAUAUACUAAUCAAAAUUCUCAGCAAAGAUCAAUUAGUAGUAUUGAUAAAACUACUCUUAAAGAACUAUUAGUGAAUAUGGGCUAUAGCCCAAUUAUGGCUCAACAAGCAGCAAAAAGAUUUGAAACAAUUGAUGAUUGUGUUAAUUACCUAUCAAAGAAGCAUUAG